Messenger RNA from Xylona heveae TC161, 1206 nucleotides. RefSeq lists its product as hypothetical. Bases 253 to 792 code for a protein of 179 amino acids. Gene Ontology annotation, biological process: mitochondrial translation. Gene Ontology annotation, molecular function: structural constituent of ribosome. The transcript is spliced from 2 exons. NCBI's taxonomy places the organism in Eukaryota, Fungi, Ascomycota, Xylonomycetes, Xylonales, Xylonaceae. The record is from RefSeq and is a predicted model, not a curated record.
GAAGCCGAAGUCGAUCGAGUCUUGGGCGUUUACGAACAAACCGACAUCCGGGAUACGAGACGCAUAUCCUUGAGCAAUUGCACCUCAUCACCGACGCAAAAUACAAAAGGCUUUGUUCCGUAGGAUCGUUUUCGAAAAGAAAAUCUCUUCGACGACAGAAACACAGCAAAGCGCCCUCCGCAAAAGUUCCAUCAAGGCUCUAUAAACCUCUCUCACACACACACACACACACACACACACACACACGCUACAAUGAACGUCCUUUCGAGUUUCCGGUCACUUUUCCGACCAUCUCCCUCAAUUACCUCCUCCUCUUCCUCGUCAACAAUCUUCUCAUCAUUAUGGAAACCUUCCUCUCCUUCUUCCUCAAUUCUGACCCGACACGCCGCGGCGCCCUUUUCAAGCACUCCUCGCGCCAUGGCCCGAGACAAGGGCCGUCCUAGGACAGACAAACGGAUAACGCUGAUCCGAUACCACCUCAUGCACCCUAUGACUCCGCGCCCAUUGCGCUUCUCUCGCCUACGCUCGCUGCGCCACUGGACGAUUCACCGUGCCUGGCUCCUGUACCGGCGCCAGCAGCUGCAGGCCAAAGAGCGGUCCCUGGAGCGACAAUACAACUCCAUGCGCGACGCAUGCGAGGAACUGCGCGCCCAUUCGGGGCCCGAGGGUGCUCGCCUUUUCCGCGCGUCCCAGUCCAAGAAGGGCAUCUGGCAGGGCGUGCCUGUCGAGUAUGCCCGUCUGCAGACGGACGGACCGCCGCGGGAUGGAUUCAAUGAGGGAUGGACCAGAUAAGAUACUAAGGGACGAGUUGUUUAUUGCUGGAAUUUUAGGUUCUGGUUUCUAUCUAUAUCCUAAUUUGCGGGAGCCGCGAUGCACGCGCAGGGCUGUGAAGGGGGGUCUUUUCUAUAUGGAAAGAAGAUGGAAGCGAAAAGAAUAGUGAGCUGAGGGGCGGGGAAAAAAAAUAAAGGCGAUUUAGCUGGGGAGAAAAUCAUGGAGCAAGCUGCAAAAGGACCCAAUUGGACUGCAGGGCUUUUCCCUUUCUUUUUCUGGAUGUGUAUAUUAUUAUCUUCUUUUCUUUUACCUUUUUCGUCUUAACGUUUAUAAGCAUUGCAUGUAGAUUUACCUUUAUGAUCUAUAUAUAGCUGGACAAUUGCAUUUAAAGGGAAAUAUCUCUGCUAAAUUCACAUAAGCAAGUCAAGUCGAGUC